AUGGUCGUCCCGUUGGCUUUCAAUUUCAAUACGCCGGGAACUACCAUUCUAAGCUACACCCCGAAUGGCCGACAAGUAAUCACAGCGGGUUCCAACUCUGCAAUUCGAAUAUUCACAAUUGGAGAAAAAGAUGAACCAAAAACUGUGGAUGAUGGUGUGGACGGGCACUUGGGAAUUGUUGCCACCAACGACUCAUUCAUCAUGGGCGCUGAAGACGGCACGGUAUGGAAAUAUGAAUUGGAAACGGGCCAAAUGGAUAAAUUGCUGGUCCGUUGCGCAUUGCCCGUGCGAGAUCUAUCUCUAUCAAAGGAUGGCGAUUGGGUCGCCGUUGCCAGCGAUGAACUCGUCGUCAAGAUUGUCAAUAUUCACGACAUGACAAUUGUGAAAUAUUUACGGGAUCAAAGCAAAGGCGUAAAGCAUGUGAACUUCGACCCGAGUGGACGUUAUAUUGCGGUAUCUGGUUCCGAUGGGAUAAUUUAUAUAUAUUCCGUCGACGGGCCACAGCCAGAGCUUGUGAAGAAAAUCGAUGGCAUUAUUGGCAGAUUGGAAACAGACCAUGAAGCGACAUCACGGGCUGUAUGGCAUCCCGAUGCAAGAGCAUUUGCUGCCGUCGAGCCGACUAGAGAUAUUGCAAUAGUUUCGACUAGAGAUUGGAUGAAACAAAACGUGUUCCCUGCUGGCCAUAAUGCAGAUAUUACUGCCCUUGCGUGGUCUCCAAAUGGCGCUCUAUUGGCAAGUGCUGGGGCAGAUCGACAAAUUUUGCUUUGGGAGACGAAGACUCAAAACAUUCUGCGGCGAUAUGACAUACCAAACGUGAUAAAUCUUGCGUGGCAUCCUGUAGACAACACCCUCUCUUUCACAACAUCCGACGGAGAGCUAUUCAUUUAUGAAGAUUUUGUUCCCGCAGAAUACAGAUCACUCCUCGAAAAACCAUUGGAAAGCGCACCCUUACUCUCUGGAGGGCCUGAGGAGCAUAGGAGUAUCCCCAGCAGGCCGUUGACGAAUGGCGUGCGAACUACUUUAGAAAGUCGGCCCAGAGAUGGCUCCCCAGAUUCCCUGGAUGACAUCCUAGGCUCUAUGGACGAAGAUGACGAUUUUAUUGAGGACGACGAUGGAGCUGGAUAUGCAGAAACCAAUCAAUUCGGUAAGCGUUCUCGUGGUGCUCGCGAUGAUUUGGACGGGCAUGAUCAUAAACGACGGAUGGGCAUGUUCUUCGAGCCAAAGCGACAUGCUUCAUUUCAACCUGGUAGUACCCCUUGGAGAGGUGACAGAAGAUAUCUUUUUGGAUUUGUCUGGGCUGUUAACCAAGAGACACACCACACCGUCACUGUUGAGUUUUACGAUCGGGAGCGGUUUAGAGACUUUCAUUUUACAGAUCCCUUUUUAUAUGAUAAAGCCUGUCUGAAUGAGAAGGGAGCGUUGUUUUCUUGCCAACCGUCGGGUGACAAUCCAGCUACAAUAUUUUAUCGCCCUCAUGAGACCUGGACCGUACGAGCUGAUUGGCGGACUCAACUUCCUGAAGGCGAAAGCAUCACUGCCAUUGCGCUGAGCAAUUCUUAUAUUGUUGUCACUACAUCGGCCGAUUAUGUCCGGAUAUAUACACUUUUUGGUACUCCGUUCCGAAUAUAUAGGCAGAAGAGCCAGAGCGUUACUUGUGCAGCUUGGAGAGACUAUGUUCUAACUGUAGGAAACGGUCCCGUGGGCAGUGAUGGAAUGGCCACGUUGACCUACUCUAUCGAAAAUGUCAAGCGGGAUGAAAUUUGCCAGAACGAAGAUCACGUAGCUCUACCCGAUUCCACCGAGCUUCGGAGUGUUUUCUUUUCAGAUAGUGGAGACCCCUAUAUAUACGAUUCUUCAGGCGUGCUGUUGGUAUUGGAACACUGGCGAGAUCGUGGACAAGCACGCUGGGUACCACUUCUUGACACCAAGCUCAUGGACCGUCUUAGUGGUGGACGAAAGGAGGAGACGUACUGGCCGGUUGCAGUGGCGCAAGAUGCGUUCCACUGUAUAAUCCUCAAAGGUGGGGAUCGAUACCCUUACUUUCCCCGCCCAUUACUUAGUGAAUUCGAAUUCAAAAUUCCAAUAUCCGCGAAGCCGUCGAAGCCAGUUGACGGGGAUGGCGAAGAUGAGGACAUGGACGAUUCUGCAGGCCGUGACUCUGUUAAUAAGCUUGAAGAAGCGUUUAUACGUUCCAGCCUCCUAUUCAGUCUACUGGAUGACCGUGUCACCGCCUCCGAAGCUACGAGCGGUAGCGGAGAAGUGGAGUUGCGGAGGAAGGAGAUCGAUAUCGACAAGAUCGUGUUACAGUUGCUGGCGAUUGAAUGCCGGGAAGGUGAAGAAAGGGGCAUGAAGGCGCUUGAGCUCGUUUCCAUGAUGCGGGAUCGUAGCGGCAAGAUGCUGGAUGCCGCGAGCAAAGUUGCCUUGCGGUAUGGACGGACUGUUCUGGAUGAGAAGAUUAGGGAGUUGGCUGAACGGCGACUUAUGGGAACGGAUGGAGAGGAUGAUAAUGACGAGCUUGCUUCAUAA
Histoplasma mississippiense is the source of this 2526-nucleotide messenger RNA. RefSeq lists its product as hypothetical. The record is from RefSeq and is a predicted model, not a curated record. Gene Ontology annotation, molecular function: chromatin binding; protein binding. Gene Ontology annotation, biological process: DNA repair; DNA-templated DNA replication; mitotic cell cycle. Lineage: Eukaryota; Fungi; Ascomycota; Eurotiomycetes; Onygenales; Ajellomycetaceae. The transcript is spliced from 8 exons. The coding region runs from base 1 to 2526 and encodes 841 amino acids. Gene Ontology annotation, cellular component: nuclear replication fork.